Messenger RNA from Oncorhynchus mykiss (rainbow trout), 1322 nucleotides. RefSeq names its product IL-13 receptor-alpha-1-b precursor (gene il13ra1b). NCBI's taxonomy places the organism in Eukaryota, Metazoa, Chordata, Actinopteri, Salmoniformes, Salmonidae. Gene Ontology annotation, cellular component: external side of plasma membrane. The record is from RefSeq and is marked provisional. Gene Ontology annotation, molecular function: cytokine receptor activity; protein binding. Gene Ontology annotation, biological process: cytokine-mediated signaling pathway.
AGCACACUAUCACACGACAUGGAAUAAUAACUCGCUCGCUGGAGUAAAUCCUGUGUUUGUUUUAGGUUUAUCUGAACGUAAGGCACGUGUAUUCUUUUCUCAGUUAGAGAGACAACUGCUCGACAAUUCUAGUAAACUUACCUUUGGAAUUUAGUGCGAGUUUUGGGGAGACGCGCUCCAUCAGAAUUACGCAAGGGACAACAUGAUUUUGAAACAUAUGGAAUUUCUCUUCGUUUUACAAUACUUUAUUCCUCUGAUCACUCCAGAGGUUGCAGUUGAGAAGGAGUUGAAGAACUUCCAGUGUUCCCUCUACUCCUCUAAGGCCAUGAACUGCAGCUGGCUUCCAGCCAAUCAGACUGCAGAUGACCUCCAGCUCUACUACUGGUACCCUGGUGAAUCCCACAAAACAGCAUGCAGUGACUACAAGCCCAGAGCUAGUGAGAAGAUAGGAUGUCGCCUGAGAGGGGACUUCCUUGAACAUGACGUCUACUUCCUCUUUAAUGGAACUCUCAAUGGUUUGUCUGUACAGAAAACCUUCCGGGUGUGUCCUGUACAUUAUGUCAAGCCCCCGGCCCCUAGGGUUAAGAUCACAGAGGAAGGGAAGGAUCUCCUUCUGAGCUGGGACCCUCCGGACUUAGCCGCUCAUCACUGCUGGGUUUACAUCUUAAACUACAGCAUGUGUCGAGAGUCUCUGAGUAAGGAAAUACAAUACAAAUAUGAUAAUGUAGCCGUGUACGUGCCGUACGACCUGAGAUGCCAAUACAGAGUCCAGGUUAAAGCAGUCUAUAAGAAGUCAUGUGGCGCAGGAGGGAGCGACUGGAGCGAUGUUGAACUUUAUGGUGUGGAGGAUCUUAAUUUUGAUUGGUUGAUGACUGUAUUUGCCAUCCUCAUUCCAGCUGCAGUUGGCCUAUUCAUCCUCCUGUGUCUUUGUUGUUUCAUGAAGCACAGAGAGAAGCUUUUCCCCAAAAUUCCACAGCCCUCCUUGAUUUUGAAGGACAUGCUGAACAGCAAUAAGGAACAGAAGAGCUUCGUAGGGAAUCUCUAUGUCCCUGCAGUGGAGGAGAUGGAAUGUAAGAUCAGCCUAGAGAAAGACUCUACUCUUCUCUUGAUGCAGCCUGACCCCUGAGAGGCUACACACAGACCCAGUUGUGAUUACCACAGUACAGACAGAUACAUCUGGUAUGACUUCAGUGUUAUUGACCAACACUCGGAGCAAGCCAUUUUAAGGUGGACCCCAGUUGCAUUGCUGAAGAAUUCCAGGACUUGGAGCUCUGCAGUCGAUGGACCACUUUAGCAAGUUGGACACAGACGGAGAGCGUGUG